GGCGGUUACCACAUGUAUCGCGAGAUGAUAGAUUGGCUAGGAAGGCCGGUUCGUAGUGUUCCAAGGCAGGCGUUGCCUCCGCUGAAGGUGUUGAUUUCAAGGAAGGUGAAGGAGGUGGUCGAGGCCAAGUACACGAGCGCGGGGGCAGUCAAGGGGAGGUACAUUGUGAUCCAUGGCAUCAAAUCAGAUUCAAAGGCCUCAAUGCAGAGCAAGGGAGAUACUGAUAGCUUGCUGCCUAUUGAGAUAUGGGAUGACAUAGCUAGUGCCAUAAGUGGACUCACUCCAUUGUUCGUGAUCCCGCACGAGAAAGAGCGGGAAAAUGUUGAAUAUGUUGUUGGAGAUGAUGCUAGUAUAGUGUUCAUUACCACCCCAGGGCAGCUUGCUGCUUUGAUUAAUGAUUCGGCGGGCGUGAUAUGCUCCAACACAGCUGCUGUACAACUAGCGAAUGCGCGCGAAAAACCAAGUAUCGCGUUGUUUUGCUCGGAAGAUAAGGCUAAGGUGUUCGUCCCCAACGCGGAAGAGAAGAGGUGCGCUGUUAUAUCGUCAAAGACGGGAAAACUUGUGGAUAUAGAUGUUGAAGCCGUUAAGACUGCAGUUCAGAUUUUCAGCUUGCCUUUGGCUAUUGCAUAGCUAAAUUCUAACAUGCCACAUUCAUUUUCUUACAUUUAAGAAUCUGCAUCUGCUGCUUUUAUUAAGAGUUGAUCAUAGAUAAUAUAUGUAUAUUUCAAUUAUCAAAUAAAAGAUAAAUUUCUUGCCUUUGA
This is a messenger RNA of Salvia splendens (bonfire salvia), 761 nucleotides long. Its product is annotated as photosynthetic NDH subunit of subcomplex B 1, chloroplastic. Bases 13 to 630 code for a protein of 205 amino acids. The transcript has 5 exons. NCBI's taxonomy places the organism in Eukaryota, Viridiplantae, Streptophyta, Magnoliopsida, Lamiales, Lamiaceae. The record is from RefSeq and is a predicted model, not a curated record. Gene Ontology annotation, biological process: photosynthetic electron transport in photosystem I. Gene Ontology annotation, cellular component: NAD(P)H dehydrogenase complex (plastoquinone); chloroplast.